AUGGCCACCUCACAGACCAUGACGAUAUCGUCCAUGCACGACACCCCAGAACCACCAUCAGACCCCGAAACCUUUGAACUCAGCUUCAAAUCUCCAGGACGGUCACUACGGGAAAUAUCUCGUCGAGUCGUCAACGGCACAUCGUCGUCUCGUGCACAAGAAUCCACGUCUGACGAAGAAGACAAUAUUCGCACUGAUGCCGAUCCGCCUCCGUCCGCACAGGCCGUGACUCAGCGAUGGAACAGACCUCGAGGGAACAUCCCACGUCUGGGAUUCGCGUUCUGGUCAUUCAUCAUUGCAGGCAUGAAUGAUGGUGCUGUCGGUGCUUUGAUUCCAUAUCUCGAAUCAUACUACUCCCUGAGCUACACCAUCGUCUCCCUCAUCUUCUUGACCCCGUUCGCAGGCUACUCCCUCGCCGCCUUCACCAAUGCCAGCAUCCACAGCAAACUCGGCCAGCGCGGCAUCGCAGUCAUGGCUCCGAUAUGCCACAUCGCCACCUACGCCAUCCUCGCCGCACACCCUCCGUUCCCCGUUCUCGUGGUGGCCAACGCCAUCUCCGGGUUCGGGAAUGGCCUGACCGACGCUUGUUUCUGCGCGUGGAUCGGCGUCAUGGACAACGCCAACGCCGUCCAGGGCUGCCUGCACAGCUUUUAUUCGGUCGGGGCUCUUCUCGCUCCCUUGAUCGCUACGAGCAUGGUCGUCAAGGCUGGUAUGCCGUGGUGGAAUUUCUAUUAUGUCAUGGUCGGGGCAUCUGUUCUCGAACUGUUAGGUCUUUCCACCACCUUCUGGCGCAAAACCGGAGAAUUGUACCGACGCGAACACCCUCGCGAAACAGACUCGCCGGCAGGAGCAUCAGGCGGUGGUGGUCGGACACGCGAAGCCCUCAAAUCGAAAAUCACAUGGCUCUGCGCCGCUUUCUUUUUCAUCUACAUGGGUAUAGAAGUCGGACUGGGAGGCUGGAUCGUCACAUUCAUGCUCCGGGUCCGCUCCGCCUCGCCGUCGGCGUCAGGGUACUCGGGCUCGGGGUUCUGGGCGGGGCAGGCACUAGGCCGGGCGAGCCUGGGGUUCGUGACGGAACGGUUCGGCGAACGCACCUGCGUCAUGGUCUACCUCGCGCUCUGCUUCGUGCUGGAGCUCAUCUUCUGGCUCGUGCCGCAGUUCAUCGUGUCCGCCGUGGCCGUGGCGUUCCUGGGGUUCUUCCUCGGGCCCAUGUUCCCCGGCGGCGUCAUGAUGGCCGCCAAGCUGCUCCCGAAACACAUCCACGUCAGCAGCAUCGGCUUCGCCAUGGCCAUGGGCGGCACCGGCGGAACCGUGUUCCCAUUCGCCAUAGGCGCCAUCGCCGCCAGCAAGGGCGUCAAGGUCCUCCAGCCCGUCAUACUCAGUUUGAUCGUUGUCCUGAUGGGGAUUUGGCUCAGUUUCCCAAAGGUCAAGAAGAGGGAGUGA
Exophiala spinifera is the source of this 1443-nucleotide messenger RNA. RefSeq lists its product as uncharacterized. Gene Ontology annotation, cellular component: membrane. The transcript is spliced from 5 exons. The record is from RefSeq and is a predicted model, not a curated record. NCBI's taxonomy places the organism in Eukaryota, Fungi, Ascomycota, Eurotiomycetes, Chaetothyriales, Herpotrichiellaceae. Bases 1 to 1443 code for a protein of 480 amino acids. Gene Ontology annotation, molecular function: transmembrane transporter activity. Gene Ontology annotation, biological process: transmembrane transport.